Perca flavescens (yellow perch) is the source of this 2835-nucleotide messenger RNA. RefSeq names its product sodium/hydrogen exchanger 9. Bases 56 to 1861 code for a protein of 601 amino acids. Gene Ontology annotation, cellular component: plasma membrane; recycling endosome. The transcript is spliced from 16 exons. Gene Ontology annotation, molecular function: sodium:proton antiporter activity; potassium:proton antiporter activity. The record is from RefSeq and is a predicted model, not a curated record. Lineage: Eukaryota; Metazoa; Chordata; Actinopteri; Perciformes; Percidae. Gene Ontology annotation, biological process: potassium ion transmembrane transport; proton transmembrane transport; sodium ion import across plasma membrane.
UGCUGAUGUGAAGUACAACCAACAGUUUCCGAAAAGUUUGACCUCGGCUUUGAAGAUGUCGGGCAAACAAGACAAAAGUGCAAAGUUGGGACUCGUAGCAAUUGGCUUGACACUUGUAACCAUUCUCAGUGUGUGGAAGUUAAAACGGUUUAAAUACAGACUUAUAAAUGAAACUGGAGGUGCAAUGUUUUAUGGCAUGCUUGUGGGUUUAACAGUGAGAUGCUUGUCAUUUGACCGGGGAGGUCAUGUGGACGAUAUGGAAACUGUGUGCAUUUGUGGUGGUCUUAACAGCACUCCUCACAUCUUGACGGUCAACAUCACAUCACACAUUCACUGUUUUAGACAUGUUGGGAAAGUCAGCCAACAAUGCCCACCGAUCUCAACCACUCAUACGGAGACCUUUGAUCCUGAGGUCCUUUUCAAUCUAUUCCUGCCACCCAUCAUCUUCCAUGGAGCUUACACCCUUAAUCAGAAACGAUUCAUUGAGAAUCUUGGAUCCGUUCUGACCUUUGCAUUUUUGGGAACCAUAAUCAGCUGUCUGACCAUAGGGGCCUGCGUCUACGGCUUCACCAGACUGAUGGUCCUGUUGGGCCAAGCAGCAGAUGGAGACUUCUUCUUCACUGAUUGCCUCCUGUUUGGUGCCAUUAUUUCAGCCACUGACCCAGUUGCAGUCCUUGGCCUGUUGUCAGAGCUGCGUGUGGACCCGGAUCUGCUCACCCUGCUGUUCGGCGAGAGUGUCCUGAAUGAUGCUGUGGCCAUUGUCCUGACACAUGCCAUCACCACCUAUACCCAGAUGGGUGCAGGACACACCUUCGACCCCCAUGCCAUCCUCCUCUCUGUUGGUUAUUUUCUUGGAGUGCUUGCCGGCUCCUUCCUCUUGGGUUUCAUAUUCACAGUCAUAACAGCCCUCCUCACCAAAUUCACUCGGCUAUGUGAGAAUCCACUGCUGGAAACAUCUGUCUUCUUUCUGUUGUCCUGGAGCAGCUUCCUCUCAGCUGAAGCUAGUGGACUUUCAGGUAUUGUGGCGGUGCUGUUUUGUGGCCUGAGCCAGGCAAGGUACACGAUUCACAAUUUAUCUUCCCAGGGUAGGACCAGGACCAAGGAGCUCUUUGAAGUCUUCAAUUUCCUGGGGGAGAUUUUCAUCUUCAGCUACAUGGGAUAUGCAUUGUUGACGUUUCCUCACGUCUUCAAAGCUCUCUUCAUUACUGGGGCAUUUAUCUCCAUCUUUAUAUCAAGAGCCUGCAACAUCUACCCCUUUUCAUUCCUCCUCAACCUGGGACGCACAACCAAGAUACCUUGCCCCUUCCAGCACUUCAUGAUGUUUGCAGGUUUCAGGGGGGCUGUAGCGUUAAGCCUGGCUCUGAGAGACACAUCCACAGAAGUGAGGCGCACCAUCCUCACCACCACUCUGCUGCUGGUCAGCUUCACCAUCUGGCUGCUGGGUACGGCUGCUCAUCCCAUGCUGCGCCGUCUGAACAUCAGAGUGGGGGUGGAUGCAGAUGAAAGUCCAGAAGACCUUUCUCAUGAGGUUUCUACAGGGAGGCCAGACACAACACGGGGCCUGUGGCACCAUCUGGACUACAAAUAUCUAAAGCCGGUGCUGACACAUUGUGGCCCUCCACUCACCGACUCACUGCCACAGUGGUGUGGGCCAUUUGCCAGACUCUUCAGCAGCCCCCAUGUCCAGGAGGUUGAAGAGCAGCUGUGUGAGACUGAACCACAUGACUCCACCUUUGAUUUGGAGAAAACAGAAAACCAGCUUGGAUCUAUAGGAGGCGACUCUGGAUCGGCGCACCAGGAAGACCUGCUGGAGGGAGACCUGGGACUUGGCACUGUUCCUGCUCUCGCCAGGGAGGCCUGAAGCUCCAGGAGUCACCUCCAAGCCAGCGUAUCAGAGUCUGCUGCCCUGAGGCUAAGGCCGUGCCUCCCACAGUGAGUGGGGUCACUGGCCGGGGCAUCUGAGAGGAGUCGACCGGGAGUCAGUGUUACAAUGACUCCCAAAAGGUUAUGCACUCCCCUUGUGCUGGCACGCAUGCAAAGACACACUCGCACAGGGAUAAAUUCCAAAGGCCAUUGCUCUUUCUGUUGCUUUGCUGAUGAUUUUCUUGGCUUGUUUGCUCCCGUUUCAAGGAAUUUAAGACCUGGAAUAGUAUGAUUAAUCCUGCUUUAAGUGCCUAAUGUUUAACAUAACUGACAGGAAGCAGAAAUUGCCCUGUGUGUGCUCAGUCUGCUUUUCUGCAGCAAGUAGAGUGAUAAUGCAGUUCUGGUGAAGAUACAACAUGUUGAGUCACACACAAAUUGCCAGUGGAGCAUUUUUGUGUUAGUCGGUUACAUAAGGUCUUGAUUUCAGAGGUUGCAGGAGAAUUUCUCAUGAAUAUUUGCUGUGAUUGAACACCAUGGUAUUUCCCUUAAUCAGCUGAAAUGGUAUUUUUUCUGCCAACUUUGCUUUGCUCUUCCCCAACUCCUUAUUAAACUUUUAAUGCACUGUUUUCUGCUACAAUCCCUUUAACAAAUUCUAAAUGUAUUCCACUAAAUGUAUUACCCCCCACCCCCCAUCUCCCUCCACAACUUGCGUAUCAUUCUGUGGCAGUCUAGAAUACUUCCGAAUGCUUAAGUCUGUCAACAGCAUUUGGCUAAGAGACUAUUAGCAUGUAAGGUUUCCUCUGACUUCUUUAUAGAUUGCACUUUGCUGCUUUAUGAGUGUUUCAUUAUAUAUCUCUGGGCCCCAUUUGCCUUGUGUGAAGCAGGGUGUUGUGCACAAAUCCAAUCUGUGAAGGUUAAGCUUUGUGAAUAUGCAGACUGUUUUCUCAUGUUAAUAAAGCCAUUGUCCUUGGA